GAGGACUUUCGCUGUCAUAACUUCAGAUCGCUUCGCGAGGGCGCGGUGAUCAGCUAAAUCGUGAAUUUUACUAUUGAAGACCCAUCAGAGGGCUAUUUUGACAGCUGAAGCUACAUUCAACUUUCGAUCAUCGUUGGAGAAGAGCGUUUAUUUUGGACUUAGGCAUCGAAAAUGUACCUAAGUUCUGGCUUAGAGUAUGAUUCUUCUCGCUCUAGCACAGCCUCUCCAUCUGGGGAUAAUCUUUUUCAGUACUCGUCUUCCGCUGUUUCCUAUUCUAACGUGGGCUCACCUUGCCAGUCUCAGGGCAUAAAUUCAAAGAUCUCCUUCACUCCAACAAUCACAGACAUUUCCGCAAGCUCCGACAUGAAGUGGAUGCUUCAGCCCACUACUCUGAUUUCAACCAUGAGCCCGUGCAACAGCAGAGGCAGUCCAUACAAUGUCAGGGGAUCAAAUAUUCCCCAGUCCAGAACAGGGACGAUCAAGAGAACAGACUCUAAAAAUUAUAAUACUGGCAGAAGGGGAAGAAAUGAGCAGCUUUCCUCUGAAGAAGAACAGAAGAGGAGAGUGCGCAGGGAGAGAAACAAGCUGGCAGCAGCAAAAUGCCGAAAUAGACGGCGAGAAAUUACAGACACGCUUCAAGCUGAGACUGAUUCUUUGGAGGAUGAGAAAUCAGCUUUGCAGAAUGAGAUUGCUAGUCUCCUGAAGCAAAAGGAGAGGCUGGAGCUCAUUUUACUGGUCCACAAACCAAUCUGCAAAAUCCCAUCAGAAAAGGACAGUGAAUCUCCCAUGGAGAGUGUCUCCAGUCAUCUGAGUAUCCAGCAUCCCACAGCCCACCCAAGUGGUUCCAAAUUGGAAGUCCCAGCCACAUUUUCCCGUAAAACCUCUGUCUUUGGCACCAGUCAUGCUUUGGGUAAUGAAACCGCUUCUACAGUACAGAUGUCAGACCUUGAUGCAUCUCUGGAGGAAUCUCUAGAUCUGCUGGAAUCAUUGAGGGCGACAUCAGUGGAGAAAUCACAGUCCGUUCCUGAUAUUGACUUGUCCACCUCCUUAUACACGCAGGACUGGGAGCCUCUGUAUACCCCUGCCACUGGUGACUCUGGACCUCUUUGUACUCCAGUUGUAACCUGCACACCAACAUGUGCUACUUACACGUCAUCUUUUUCAUUUGCCUACCCUGAGGCAGACCUUCUUGACAGCUGCCGUGUGGCCCACAGGAAAGAAAGCAGCAGCAAUGAGCCAUCCUCAGACCCACUGGGCUCACCCACGCUGCUUGCCCUGUAAGGACACUAUAAGGUGCAUCAUGAACAUGUGCGUACGACAGGUCUCUUCCAUCUGUGGAUGAUGCAAAACUGUGGGGAAAUUUCAGAGUCUGUCUUCCACUCUAAAUCAAAUAUCUUGUCAAGCACCUAUUUAUUUAAAUCUAUCUAUUUAUUUAUUUCUUUGUUUUGGAGGGAGGAGGGAGUAAUGUUUGAGAAAUGGAACAAAGUAUGUUAAAGUCAUACAUACAAAUUCCAUCAAAGAAGGUUUAGGCUGUUGGUGCAGAAUUCUUGCCUGUGGUUUGGCCUUUAAGUAGAUGUAGGAUAUAAUUGUGUUUUAUAUUAUAAUAUAAAGUAAUAAUGCCUAACCCUGUUAAACAUAACAUUAAAGAAUGGAGUAGUUCCAUGAAAACAUUGUUUUAGGUACAAGUAUUUACAAAUUUUAUUUUUGUAUUUAAAAUUGGUCUUAAGCAAUAACUAAAAUCCUUGUUCAUUCAAUAAAUAUCUGAAAAUGUGUCAAAAA
Paramormyrops kingsleyae is the source of this 1779-nucleotide messenger RNA. Its product is annotated as protein c-Fos-like. NCBI's taxonomy places the organism in Eukaryota, Metazoa, Chordata, Actinopteri, Osteoglossiformes, Mormyridae. Gene Ontology annotation, biological process: regulation of transcription by RNA polymerase II. Gene Ontology annotation, cellular component: nucleus. Gene Ontology annotation, molecular function: RNA polymerase II cis-regulatory region sequence-specific DNA binding; DNA-binding transcription factor activity, RNA polymerase II-specific. The record is from RefSeq and is a predicted model, not a curated record.